Molecule: messenger RNA, 784 nt
Organism: Mya arenaria
Lineage: Eukaryota; Metazoa; Mollusca; Bivalvia; Myida; Myidae
Exons: 4
Coding region: 43-468 (141 amino acids)
Source: RefSeq, a predicted model, not a curated record
UCUUCGAUUCUAUCAUCUCCUUAAGGAUAUAAUUUAAACAAAAUGAACAUCGCAAUCUACUGCAGCUUAGUGUGCGUGUUUUACCUCUGGACCAGUGCUGACGGAGCGCCAUCCAACUGCAGGGCGGGAAGCGCCUGUAAUGCUUGUCCUGAAGGUCAAUUCUGGACCGUGAAGGUCAAUGACGCACUUGGUCGGUCACGUGACCUGAAGGUGUGUUCACCCACGUGCAGCAAGUACUGCCUAGCCGGGAACCGGGCUAGCGACGGGAGGCCUUGGUGUCAAUGUUACAAUCCUAUAGAUAUCAAGGGCGACUGCUGGAAGGGCGCCCAAUGUGACACAUGCCUGGCCGGGGCCAACGCUUCCUAUGCCGGAAAUAUCAACAGUAUCCCCGUGUGCUGUGCCAAUUGUGAGGCUUCAGGACUCAUGCUAGGAAGCACUCUAUGUAACUGCCUCCACAACGGGCCUUAGAGAUCAGGAAAUCCAUCAAACUUUGCAAAUAAACUGGGAAGCCACCUUUUAAAUGAUUAUAUGCACCUUUUAUGUAUAUAGCUCUGAAAAUAAACAAAAUUGUAUUUAUGAUAAAAAAAGAAAUUUGUGGUCAUUCAAUACGAUGCAGAACCAUCCACACUUUGACUAUAACAAACAUGAACCUUGUUUGCGAUAUAAUAUACAAGUAUUGUUAGAAUGUCGCUGGUUUUGAGUGACCCUUCAUUGAUACCAUUUUCUAUUAUACAGGUAUUUAUUGAUGAAAAUUGUAUAUGCAAUAACAUUUUGUUAAAAUGUU